GUUGUACUGUUCAACCCCUCCUUCUUCCGUCAAUACGGACACCGAGAACCUCGUUCUCAUGAUGACUUCAGUACGCCCUUGGCGGCAUACUUCCAGAAGCCCGGGUAUGGGUUCUUUGAUUACCUGCGGGACCGUCCCAGCAUCCAACAGCUCUUCAUCGCGUCGAUGAAGGCGCAUCCAAGAAAGACUAAUCUCUCCUGCUCAGUGUAUGAUUACCAAGCCCAGUUGAGACUGGUAGACGAUGACCCGUCGAGCGUUGCAAUCGUGGAUGUCGGUGGAAGCCGAGGCGAGCUUCUCCAGGAGAUCCGCUCUCGUUACCCCCAACUGAAAGGGCGGAUGAUAGUGCAGGAUCUGGCGUCUACAUUUCAAUCCAUGUCGGAUUCGCCGGCUGGAGUGGAGUUGAUGGUUCAUGAUAUCUUCAUAGAGCAGCCGGUUAAAGGAGCGGCUGCCUAUCACUUAAAGAGGAUUCUGCAUGACUGGAGCGAUGAUAAGUCUCGGAUCAUUCUGAGGCACUUGGUGUCCGCGAUGGAUGCAAAGCGGUCCAAAAUCCUAAUCAUGGAUGCAGUGUUGCCUUCGACGAAUCUCACCCUAUCCGAGGCCAUGAGUGAUCAUUCCAUGUUGACCUUUGGAGGCAAGGAACGCAGCGAGAACGAAUGGAAGGAGUUGUUGUCGAGUGUCGGGCUGGAGAUCCUCCAAAUCUAUCGCGGACCCGAGCCAGAGGCACUGCUUGAGUGUCGGAAAGUUGAGACUUUGAUCUGA
Molecule: messenger RNA, 759 nt
Organism: Aspergillus novofumigatus IBT 16806
Lineage: Eukaryota; Fungi; Ascomycota; Eurotiomycetes; Eurotiales; Aspergillaceae
Product: S-adenosyl-L-methionine-dependent methyltransferase
Exons: 3
Molecular function (GO): O-methyltransferase activity
Source: RefSeq, a predicted model, not a curated record